GACACACUCAAAAAAACAAAUUGACUUGUAGAAUUUUCUUAAAAGUUUUUCCAACACAAAUCGAAACGGAAUUGUAUCCUCAUUUCUUUUUAACAAUUUCUUUUAAAAUAAUUCAAGAUGGUCUUUCAUCAAUUGCAAUCUGCAUUAUCAAAUUCUAAUCAAGUUGAAAGCAAUUCAGCUCCAUCUAAUACAAGUUCACCACCUCAAUCAAAAAGAAACUUAUUUAGUAAUUAUUUUAGUUCAUUAACUGAUACUAUAACCGAAAAGGCGACUUUAACAAACUUACGACAAGUUCAAACCAAUUAUGAUCCAAGACAAUCACCUUAUACUAUCAAACUUCAAAGAUUGAUCAAUUCUACAAAAACUUUGGUACAACAAACCGAUUCUAUUGGAAGACAAUCACAUCGUACAUCUCAAUCUAUGUUCACUUGGGCUCAAGAUCAAUCUGGAUCUAGUGAUGAUUUAGAUUUAGUUGAUGUAGGUGAUCGCCUAGCUUUCUUGAUCUAUAAAACUGGUGAUUUGUUUUUAGAUUAUAGUAAGAUGAUUGAGAAAUCUAGGAUUGAAUUGAAGGAGGUUAGAAAUUUUGAGAAUGAGUUAACCAAAAGUCGUGAUAGAAAGAAAUCUUUAGAAAAUCAAAUCAAUAAAUAUAAACAAGAUGUUAAACCAAAACCAGAAGUACAAGAAAGAAUCAAAGUAUUAAAUCAAGAAUUAAGUGCGACAGAUCAAGAACUUUCAAAAUUAGAAAAAUCAUUAUCAGAAAUCAAAAGGAUUAAAUUGAAAUCAACUUAUUCGAUUCAAUUUAAAGCAAUGAGAGAAUUAGGUGAAAAGUUUUCAAUCUUGGGUGGUUAUGGUGAUUUAUUAUUGAAUGAAAUUCAAGAAACCACGAACACUGAUUCUACUUAUGAUGGUCAAGAAAGAACAGCUUGGAUUAGAGGUGCUGUGGCUGAGAGUUUAGUGACUUAUAGAGCUCCUUUGAUCGAAUUACCUAAACUUGAUCAAAUUCCUAUCUCACCAGUUCAGCCGUCUCCAACAACAACAACACCUUCUAGUAAUAAUUUAUUGGCCCCCGUCGAGAAUAAAGGAGGUCGUGAUACAAGAUUAUUUGGAGAGACUCAUAGAUUGGAAUUAGAAAAGUUACUUCAAACUUCAGAUGAAUCAAGUCCCACUUCAACCCAACCCAAACAAACAAACAAAGAUUUAAAUCCAAUUACAACCACAACCACAACCACCAAGACACCAUAUGAGAUUGAAGUACCAUUCUUGAUAACAGGUGAAUUGAAAAAUCAAAAUGAACCAAUUAGAUUACCACCAUCAUUUCCACCACCGAAAUUACCAACCCGACCAAACCCAUCAAAACCGAAUGAAGCGAAAGAAGAUUUAGAAAUCGAAUGUUUGAAUCAAUUUAUCAAUACAAGUGGUAAUUCUUCACCUGUUUCGACUAUUAAACCUUUAUCUAAUUAUUCUAGACCUAGUUCUUCUAGUCCUACGACUGAGAUCAAAAGGACCGGUUCGACUUCUACUUCUGCUUCUUUACUUAAUGAUCAUGAAAAAAAUGGCAAUCAAGAUCCUUUACCUGCUUAUAAACUUACUGAUGAUCAUUUGGUUCAAACCAAUCCUACUUGAUGUUUAACUUCUUUUCGGGUUCUUCAAUUUUCGAUUUUCUCAAGAUUUAUUUCACUUUUUGAUUUAUUUCAUACUUAUACUUUGAAUGGACACUUUAUGAAUCUAUCCUGAUUUGAUUUCGUAGAAUCAUUAUGACCUCUAUUUAAAAUCUAUUAUCACGAAGUUAUAAUCACUUGAAAGAAUUCCUUAUAAGUAUUGAGCAAGACGGUGAUUUUCGAGCCCGAAGUUGAUAGUCUUAGCGAACCUGUUUUACAAAGAAUGUCAUGUUGUAGCUACGCGUAAUGUGCGAAUCUCUGCGAACAACAGCUCCCAAUAGAUUUUUAUCAGAUGCCAAGUACAAACUUUACAUCAGCCCGAAUUAUGUACCCCGCAGACAUGAGAUUCUAUAUAUAAUUCUGAAUCUUGUCAAAGGUUGAACUUGCACCCCUGGUGUUGAAAAUGAACUUGUUGAACUGUGUU
Molecule: messenger RNA, 2082 nt
Organism: Melampsora larici-populina 98AG31
Lineage: Eukaryota; Fungi; Basidiomycota; Pucciniomycetes; Pucciniales; Melampsoraceae
Exons: 5
Coding region: 118-1623 (501 amino acids)
Biological process (GO): negative regulation of protein kinase activity; endocytosis; eisosome assembly
Cellular component (GO): plasma membrane; eisosome filament
Molecular function (GO): lipid binding
Source: RefSeq, a predicted model, not a curated record